Gopherus evgoodei (Goodes thornscrub tortoise) is the source of this 5217-nucleotide messenger RNA. RefSeq names its product Yip1 domain family member 6 (gene YIPF6). The record is from RefSeq and is a predicted model, not a curated record. Gene Ontology annotation, cellular component: membrane; trans-Golgi network. Gene Ontology annotation, biological process: endoplasmic reticulum to Golgi vesicle-mediated transport. The transcript is spliced from 7 exons. Bases 16 to 825 code for a protein of 269 amino acids. NCBI's taxonomy places the organism in Eukaryota, Metazoa, Chordata, Testudines, Testudinidae.
GGGGCCGGCGUUGCCAUGGAUACUCGGGCGAAUGACGCAAUCUCUACGCGCGCUGCGCGGGCCGAUGAGGUGGUGAAUCCGUCUCCACGUCGCAUCAGCUGCAAGCGGGGUAGCGGGGCCAAGAUGGCGGAGGCAGAAGAGAGCCGGGCUGGGGGAGCCGCGAAACCGCUGUUUGCAGGUCUCUCAGAUGUGUCAAUAUCAGAAGAUAUUCCAGUGGAAGGGGAGAUCACAGUUCCUGUUGGAUCUCACUCCCCUGAUGAAGACUACUCCACAUUGGAUGAACCUGUUAAGGAUACUAUUAUGCGAGACCUAAAGGCAGUUGGAAAGAAAUUUGUGCAUGUCAUGUAUCCCAAAAAGAGCAGCGCGCUCCUCAGAGACUGGGAUCUUUGGGGUCCUUUGGUGCUGUGUGUUUCACUUGCACUGAUGCUUCAGGGAGGGUCAGCAGACAGUAAAGAAGAUGGAGGUCCCCAGUUUGCUGAGGUCUUUGUUAUCAUCUGGUUUGGAGCAGUUGUCAUUACACUAAACUCAAAACUGCUUGGAGGAACCAUAUCUUUUUUUCAGAGUCUUUGUGUCCUGGGUUACUGUGUCCUGCCUCUGACAGUGGCUAUGCUCGUGUGCAGGCUGGUACUACUAGCAAGCUCAGGGACUGUCAGCUUCAUUGCGCGACUUGCUGUAGUGAUGGCUAUGUUUGGCUGGUCAACCCUAGCAUCCACAGCCUUUCUGGUAGACAGCCAGCCUCCAAAUCGCAAAGCUCUUGUUGUUUACCCCAUCUUCCUCUUCUACUUUAUCAUCAGCUGGAUGAUUCUCACCUUUACACCUCAGUGAUGAGGGAUCAACAGAGACGGCACAACACAGAACUGGAAGUUUUCAUAGGUGCUGCUAUUAAUUUGUGGACUUUAUCUCCAAUUCAUAGAUAUUGCGUACCGUAAAAAAAAGCAGGCUAUGGAAUAAAGCCAGAGAGCUGAAGCAUUUAUCAUUUCUAAGAAUGAGAUAUACAAGGAGCCAGUUGCUCGAAAGAUGCAGAAAUCCAGCUACCGAAUUUUAUUUAAUCCUGCUGUUUAGUAUAAAUAAAAAAAUGCCCAGUCUGAGAGAGACUGUCUCAUCUGAGGAAUGCAGACUAGGGAAGGAAGUUUCUUUUGAAAAUAGAGAGGAUAAAAUCCUAUCCUGGAACUUCAAGAAAAUUGAUAACUGAAGACUAGGUAAUAACUAUCUGACUUAGCAGAAUUCCAGUUCAUGCUUCGAGUUCUCUUUAAACUGAAUAUUGCCCUAUGAAUAAUAGAACACAUUUUCUGAUUCAUACUGGGUAGGGAAGAAAGGUAUCUAAAUCCUGUCUUCUAGACGUGCAAAGAGGUGAAAUCUAUACAAAGUGCAUCACAGGGGCAAUAAUUUUUCCUUUUCAGAUCAAAUUUCAGGUCUCAGCAAAAAUAAGCAUGUUUGCUCCAUGCUUUUCUUCAUCAGAGCAUGUCUGAAAGGAGCCGUUUCUGUUCAUACUGAUGCAAACUGCUCUUGUGCACUUACGCACUUCAGUCAUUUCAUGUGUGUUGGGAACAAUUCACAAGCUAAAUGUCUCAAAUACUAGUGUGACACUAACUGAUCCAUACAAUUUCAUGAGGAGAUGGUGUUUGCACUGGACACUUACAAAUUCCUCUUUGACAUUCUGAUCUUGGGUUACCAAAGUCCAGAAGAAGGCUUCAGACUCUAUACUUUGAAGGUGAUGGCACUGAUUGCCCAGCUAUCACUCUGCAACUUUUGAACAGAGAAUUGGGCAGUGUACCAUCGCUGCAAUGAAUUCCUACUGAGUGAACUGAACUUUUGGUACUUGAGACGUUUGCCCAUUAGCAUACAAAACAAGGACUCAAGCCUGUUAUAAUAAACCUGUUAUAAUAUUUAGGACGGAGGAAUGAAUUAAAUGGUCCAUAAGUGAAGAUAUUGGCCGUUCUGAACUAGUAUGGGUAUCUGGUGCUUAAUUGCUUAGUGACUUAUAUUUGGUGUUUAGAGGGGUGGCACUUCCAUGUAAAUGUUAGCAUUUGUGCAUAUAGCUCCUGCUUUUGGUAGGGGAAAAUACGAAAUUUCUGUAGAUUUAGACUGAAUAUUUAUAAACGGGGAUGGAAUCUUCCUUCAAAUAUGUGUACAUGCCUGUUCUGCAGAAGCUGAUACAGGUACACAAAUGUGCCAGUCCAUCUCUAACACAAAGAUAACCUCCUCCAUAGGUACUCUUUGAGAAUCACACAGAGGUUAUUUGUAUUGUAUAGGAAGCACCAUAGAAGGAGAGCUGCAGAACAUCAAAACUUGGGGUUGAGGGUAGGGGGGAGAAAGUUACUGUUCAAAUAUAUAGUUCAUUCUAAAGAUGAACAUAAUUUCAUGCAUUCUCAUAUAGUAGCAGGUGCAAAAUAGUCCUGAAAUUGAAUAGUCAGAUCCUAUUGAGAUGUAAAUAUACUUAGUUUUAUUUUUAAAUGUGAAGUGCAUAUCUUUUCUAAACACUCUCAUAGACACACAUUUAGGAUCCCAGAUCACUGACUGUAGAUUGUAAGAAAUUAAUUAAUGUUUGGCGGAUGCGAAGGGGGAGAUAACUGAUUUAGUUACUCCCUGCGAAGACCUGAAUUUAGGCUCCUGCUUCUUCCUGUCUGCAAUAGUUGACAUCAGUGAGUUUGUGGAACAGACAGCUUCAUUUACUGCCUUUCUUAUGCUAUGUUCAUUUGCUGCUGAGGGAGGUGCAAGUAUUCAGAUACUUAAUUGUAAAAUGCAAUAGUGCAUUUUUAAGUUCAUACUCAUUCUUACUGAUCUGGAAUGUGAAAUGGCUUUGUAUAUUUGUUUUUAAAGCUGUGCAGUUCACCUUUUCAGUCCCGUUAAAUCAAGUGCACUUUAUAAGAUGUCAAAAACGAAUAGCUUAGGCAAGUGAAAAAGAUAGAAAAUCGGUUAGACCAUUAAAAUUAGACUCUUUGGGCCCAGUUCUUCAUUCGCUCCUCAAAUGAGUACUCUCAUCGAGGUCAGUGGAAUUGUUUAUAAGAGUAAGAAUUACAUAAUCAAAACCUAGAUGUGCACACUUUCCAGAAAGUCAAUCUUUUCUGAAAGAUUUGAUUUUUCUUUUUCCCCAGUGUCUCUUAUGAUUUAAACUGUCAGGUAUGUGAAUUUCUUUAAAAUAACUAACAUUAGAAUUUAUCAAUAUCUCUUUGAGAGGGGAGAGUUGUCAGGAAAGAAGAGGUUUUUUUAAUUUAAACUACAAAUGUUGUGAGAAGCAUGAUUUAAAACUCUCCAUUCUUGCUUUAUUUUGUUUACUUCUGAGCUUCAAGGUGGCUUGUUCUAUGAGAAUUAAUAUAUUGCUCUUAGGUUGUGAAUGGUGCAGGAGGCUUAUUUUUAUCAUUUAAAAGUAGCCAUUAUAGGGGUUUUAAUCUACAGAGUUUUUAAUGUGAAAAGGAGUAGGGAAAAAUGUUCUGGUUAUACAGUAAAGGUGUAACUUUUGGCUUGUAGCAGUAAUGCCUUUGAGCGUAGAAACUGCCCCCUUUCAAAGCAGUAGUCUACAAAUGCAGAUACAUGUGUUUAGAAAGCAGAACGCCCUAAAGUCUUUUGCAGUGACAACAGGAUGCAGGUGAGGAACUGUAUAUAUUCUGAAGUUUCAUGCUUCCAGUUGAAUAAUGCUACUUUUUUUUUUUUAAACCAUCACUGCUUCUAGUUGUUACAGUUCAUUGUCACAAUAAAUCCACCCAACUGCACUUACACUGGUAUCAACAGGGGAAUUUAUUUCAAGUAUGCAAUAAACCCCUUUCAAAAUAAAUCUCUAUACAGCAUUAUUAUCUGUUUUGAAGAAGCUUGUCUGCAUAUAUGUCUUGGUCUGUUAGCUGAAGGAGAAAGGGAAAUGUUUGCAUUUUUGAACGUCUGACCCUUUUUGUAAACAAAGCCUUAUCUUACCAAAAAAAUGCUAAGAAGGCAAGCAGCCCUGAAUAUGGGCAUCAAGUUGUAUGGCUUCACAGUUGCUCCUUUCUGUUAAUUUUAUUUCAGUUCAUAAAAGCUAGAAGCUAAAAUUGUCUAAUUUUCUAUGAUGCUUGUGAACAGGAAGUUGACUGACUAUAGAGUAAAAUAUUACUAUAACCUGAGGACUCUCCAUCUUAAGAGUUUGAUUGUGAUGUCCGAAAUGCAUGUGUUCUGGAGUGAUUUAACCAAGGCGCACACAUUGCUCGUGUUUGCUGUAGUUAAAAUACACCUAAAAUAGUUUAUGGGUAACCUGAAGUACCUAUUGAUAAAAUGUUUCCAUACUAAUAUGUGGACAGGUAAAGAACCAGUCUACAGAUGUUCAUUCAUCUGUUAGAUGAAGAGAGAAGAUUUGCACUCUUUAUUUAUUAUUCACAACAUAGUAUGAUUGAAAUUUUGUGUGUGUACAACAAAUCUUCCCUUUGUGACUUAAAGGGAUAACAGCAACUGAAAAAAAUCACACUUCUGUCUGAAGCCUUUUCUGUUAUUAACAGCAGGUACAAAGAUGACUAUAGCUCAAUAAAAUUUGACAGCAUUUUGUUUACAGUUAGCUUACUGCUGUUCAAGUUGAUUUGUUCCCACAGCUUUUGGGUGGAGGUAAAGGAUUUAAAAAUAGGAAAAUGAAACUGCAAAAUCACAAAGCCUGGACAGGUGGAAUACCUGCACCGACUUCUAAUUUAUCUUUAAAAACUGACUAAUUCCAGUUGACUAUGUUCCUUCAAAACUGCAGCAUUUUAUGAAGUCCUGGGGUAACAUAAUGAGUGGUUCUAAAUCUACUCUCAACAUGCUGAUCUGAUUGUAAAUCAUAUACUCAUUGCAUCUGGCUUAUAUCUUUGUAUUCCUCCAAAAGAAUGUGUACAGUUAAUCCAUAUAAGCACAAUAUUUAUUUAAGUUUAUGAUUUGAGGAUGGAUAUGGUCACUUACUGUCUUACUUACCAAGGGGGAAAAGUGUCUCCUUCCAUUUUACAGUUGGUGGUGGGGAGAGGAGAAGGUCAGGGCAUGGGGAUUAGAGUAGACUUUUUGCCUUAACGAAAUGUAUAAUUUUUCUGCAGCGAAAGCAGAUGCUCUUGUGAUGCAUAAACUGCUAUUCUUUCCCACUCAAACUUUGAUACUGUCACUUGUAAGUUUUGAAAACCCCUUUGAAUCUGAAUUGUUUGAUCUUCUUCCCUUGUACAUACCAGACCUGUGAAAAAGAGAACAUGUAAAUUAUUUGUUAAAUUUUAAAGUAAUAAAUUAAAAUAUUGAAAGGGA